Messenger RNA from Pelagomonas calceolata, 1747 nucleotides. The record is from the annotation of a GenBank genome assembly. Lineage: Eukaryota; Pelagophyceae; Pelagomonadales; Pelagomonadaceae.
AUGAAGCUCCUCGUCGUCUCGCUGGUCGCGGCGGCAAGCGCCUCGUCGAAUCACACGGCCGUGUACGGCGUCCACCCGCCGGGCCUCGGAGCCGGCGUCUUCAGCGGUCUCAGCAACAUGCAGCAAUGCCUCUUCGCGCUCGUUUUGGACGCCAAGCGCCAUCCCGGCGGCGGCGCGGCGAUCUCGCUGCCGUCGCUGCGGUGGCGGGGCUCGUGGUCGAAGGCAGCUAGCGGGUCGAGAUAUGUACCGCACGAGCAAGUGUGGAGUCUAGACGGGUGGUCCUCACAGCUGCCGCCGCUCGUCGACGCUCUUCCGACCAUUGUCGACGGCAACAAAUUCCGCACCGAGCCGCUGUUCCGCAAAUACAACCAAUACAUCUCGCUGCUGCGCAAGCGGCCGAGAUACGCCCGCGACGCCGCCGACGAAGCGCUGGACGCCUCCUUCGUGCCGACGGCGCCGAUUCUCGCCCGCGCGGACCGCCUCGCGACCGAGCUGGGCCUCACGAACAACAACUACGGCUGCCUCCACGCGCGCAUGGAGAAGGAUUUGUAAUUCCGGCGUCGAUGGCGUCGAGCGCAUACGACGCGUCACGGACUCAUCUCGCAGGUAUCGAAACUUCAUGGGGCAUAAGAUGCGGUCCCUCGGCCUCCUCAACUUCGCGCGCCUGGCGCGGGGGCUGCGGCAGCGCACGGAACUCUCCGGCGUCGACAGGGUCUUCGUCGCCAUCGACGCGGCGCACAUAACCAACGACACGCGGAAGGGCCUGGGCCGCGGCGCGUGGCGCGGCGUGCCUUUUGUCUACAAGCGGCCGAUCAGCCCCGAGGCCAAAGGGCCGUCGAGCCCCGUCGAGAACACGCUGUUGGCCGACGCGAUCGUCGACCGGACAUUGUGCGUCCGAGCGAAGUGGUUCGUGGGCUGGCCGGGCUCGACGUUCAGCAAUCAAAUAACGCUCUCGCGCCACUACGCGCUCGGGACGAACGCGUCGAACAACUACUACUACAACGCUCGCGGCGUGUUCCCGCGCCUCGACGACGGACGGUUGAUCCGGGACGCGUACGACCGGCGCGAGCGGCCCGGUAAGAAACGACGGGGGCCGGAAUCGCCCGCGGACUGGCGCCGCGGGCCUCGGCGGAGACCUAACCUUGAGUCUGCAUGAGUAAUUGGAGUAGAUACUAUGAAUGAAAAACCCGUUUUGAGAGUACUCAGUGCACGCUCUCCGAGCAAUUCGAGCAAUUACUCGCCUCCAGACCAUUGGCGGCUAAGGUGCUUGGUCAGACACUGUUCUCAGGCCAGAAGAGUGUGACCUUGGACCGCUGCGACGAGGAAAUGCGCCACACGAGGCUACUGGCAGUCCUGCUCCCCCAACUCUGCAGCAUAGCAGCAGGCCUCGUCGCGACGACAAGUCGACGAAGAGGUCACGUAGCAUGCCGAGCCAGCGCCGACGACGAAUUCGUGCGGAACGCCUGGGCGACGUGCAAAGCGAACCUGCCCGCGAUCGUCACGGGCGCGUGGGACGAGUCCGCGGGCGACGACGAGCCGGGCGGCGCGCUGGCGAACCUCGCGCUCGUCCGGCUCCCGCUCCUCGCGCUCCUGGCGUACUACACGCAGUACCUCGCGCUCGACGGGUCGCCGCUGAUCGUCGACUUCGGCUUCGACGACGUGCCCCAGGUCGUCCCGCCGGGCGUCGUCUGGACGAUCUUCGGGCUGCUGCUCCUGCCGAUCUUGUAAUGUGUCUUCUUAUGUAUAC